GCGCGCUCCCCCCUCCGGAGCGGACGACGGGUUUGUGGCCAGCGGAGACCGUGGGUUGCGUCUGGUGGAGGGAGAGUGAGCGGGCCGGGGCCGCCGUGAAUGGACUGACACGAGAGGGGGAUUUACAUUUCAACGGGCGUCGCGCUCCGCAAAAGAUUCACACAACGCCGCGCGUUUUGGGGGGAAAAGCGAACUCGACGCGCCGCCGCGUCGUGUCCGUGCCAUGCCCGCGUGUCGCCGCCGUCGUCGCGAGGGGACUGAACUUGCCAGCGGUCUAUAUUUGCCGAGGAGGGAAACCAAUACGAGGUCUCGCCGUCUCGCUGGAGCGGAGUAUUAUUAGCGGUUCAGACAGUGCAACUGUCUCUCUCUGGUAUGUAAAGCAUUUCAGCCAGUGAACAACAAAAAAAACAACCGUUUGUGUGUUGGAACACAACGAGCGGCGCGUAAAGCGAGGGUUUUCCAGGACGCGUCCGUGUUUUCACAUCGGCGCGGCGCUUUAAAUGACAGCGGUCAAGUGCAGGGGGGGGAACAAUAAUCCACGGGGGCGACGCCGAACGCGGUUUUUACACGGUAAUAACCCUCUUCCGCCAGCCGGAGAGACGAAAACAGGAUCCGACCUCCGGCCGGAGCCCACUCCUCAGCGCGCCUGCCCUUUAAACCGCCGAGGCCACGCAGGGAGCGCGGCUUUUCCACUCUUGUUGCCGAUCCACCUCGACAUCUAUACACGAAUAUCCUGCUGUGUGUAGGCGCGUUGAGUUGUCUUCAUCGACGACGGCCCUCACGACACUUGCUCGACCCGGUAGAUAUUCCAGGCGGGGCAAGAGUGACAUUCCAAACAAAAUCAUGCACUGCAAUUACGCAGCAGCAAAACCUUCCUAGCUUUUAGUUUACAAAAUAAAAAACACUAAAGAGGGAGCUUUUAUUGGAAAAAAAGAAAAAAAACAUUGGGGGCUGAGCAAAAGAUAAACAUUCACUUGGCUCCCAUGCUGGCUGCCAGAAAUCCUCUCCUCCACACCCUCAGCCAUGCCUGCGACCACCAAAUCCACCAGGAGACAGACACCUGCCCAGAGGAAAAAUGCCCAGAAAGUGAUCAGCAGCAAGAGGAAAACCUGUAAUUCCAACAAACCCCAGGGAAGAGCAACAGAGCGGCCCCAGAAAGCACCUGCUGAACCAAAAAGGUCAACGGCCAGAGCGCAGGCACAGUCCGGCCAAAGCCCCCGUGGAAGAGGGGUUGGCGGGCCUGCUGGCCGGGGCCCCGGGAGGCCCCCUGGCCGAGUUAACCAUGCCCUGAAUAUAACAGGAUCUGCAAGGCUUAGACGGCAGAGCAAUCUGCCCGACCACUGUGGCGAGUUACAAGACCCCCCAGGGCGAAGGGCAUCCCUGCGGGGCACGCGGCUGUCCGCUGCUCCCUGCCAGCCUCCUAAACCUGGCAGACGAGGGAGAAACAGCAGGGGGGGCGCGGGGAGAGGAGCAGCGUCACAGCACAGAAACACAACAAACCAGCCCUCAAGCGCCAGCGUCAACGAUUCAACCCCUGGCGAGGAUGACGAGGAAAACGGGAAACUGGACACCUGUGACGUCGACGGAAUCCUUCCAGUGUCUCCAAAGACGGAUUCUGACGUUCCUGCUACUAUCAAAGAUCAGGGUCUCGGGGUCAACAAUGCCAAAGAGGGCAGCCCUCUUAAGGCAGAUUCACCACCGUGUAACGACACACUGGAGGACUGUGUGCAGUGCAGCUGUGACAGCGCUACAACCCAGCCAGAGAAAAAGGCCGUCAGCCAGAACAUUGAAGGUGACCUGAGGUGUGCGACGGAGGCGCCUGCGUGUGACGGCGUUGACGGACACACAGGCGUCAAACUCUGCGGUGACAGAGGUGAAGACAGCACCUCUGAGCCCUCCGCGCUAAUGGGCACUGCCUCCCCGGCGGUGCAGGCUGGCGGCGAGGGAAAGGACACUUCGCCUGUCGUUGAAUGCAGUGAUGGUAAGCAGGAUGACGAUGAUGAAAGAGUUGUCGCUGAGAAGGGAGAGGAGGUAAAUCAUGCGCUAAGUGGGAGCUUGGAGGCAGAGAAAGGGAUGGAGAGACAACAGGAGCCCGGGGAAGAGGUGGAGGAGAUUGUUGAGAGGCUGGUCGACUGUGAGGGAGAAGAGCGAGGGAAAAAAGAGAAGGAGAAUGAUGUGCCCAUCAGAGCUACUGACCUCCACCCCGCCACUCCAGCCUCUCAACCUGUGGAACCUCCUCUCCCUAACAAAGGCCUGACAGCACAGUCAGAAACACCUGAAGGUGUGCCACGAGUCUCUAACACAGCUACCUCAAAUCCCACCAAAGCCCCCUCCACCUCAGACUCACUUGAACUAGAAGUUCUGAACAAGGGUAAGACCCACAUGCAACCUACCAUUCAUGGUGCUAAACCACACACCCCGGAGUCCUCAGCUGUCCCGUGUCUCGUGAAAAGAAACACGCCAGUUAUCAUCCACAGUGACUCCCUCAAAUCUAGAAGCUCGAGGGAUUCCAGCCAGGUGCAAGCGCAGAGCCUGGAGACCCUUCCUCCUCCUCAGGGAGAAAGACAAGCAUGCACACCAGCAGAGACGCAGACCAAAGAGAGUGAAUCCAAUCCCGAGCCAUCGGAGCGCCACAGCCGGAAAGAGACACCUGCACUGUCAUCGCCGCUAGUUCCUCGGCCGAGCACGGGUGCCCUUACAGCUCAGUGCGAACCAAACCUCAGCGAGGACAGCGUCGUGGUUGCAGCGACGGAGCCGGACUCAGUGCCAAAGAUCUCGACCCCGUCUCUUGACAGUAGCUCCACCUUGUCCUGCAGCUCAGAGAGCACUCGCUCCUCUAUGGACACUGAAUCGGACGCAGGGUACGGAGAGCCCGGCCCCUCUGUUCUACCCAGAUCGUGGGGGCCAGAGGGGGGCUGCUUGCCCUCGUGGACCGCUCCAAAGUCACACAGGAAAGAGCGGAAGAAGCGGAGCAGGUGUGGGACGUGCGAGCCGUGCGUGAGGAAGAUCAACUGUGGCCAGUGCAGCUGCUGCCUCAACCGCAGGACUGGCCACCAGAUCUGUAAGCUGAGGAAGUGCGUGGACCUGAGGAAGAGAAGAUCUCCGCUCGCUCUCUCUGCCGCACAGGUGGUUCCAGAAAGUGGGUCGUUAAAUGGCAAAGGCAAGGCACAGAUGGAUGACACCCACAUGGCAAAAGAGGAGGAUGAGGGGGAAGAAGGCCACAUAUCUCAUACACAAUCUCCUCCCAUCAACCACUCGCUCAACCACAACCUGGCCAUGGACCAAGUCGGACGGCCGGCACUUAUUAAAAGAGAGCCCGGGCUGGACCUGACCAGCUUUGCACUUCACCAACGCGUAUGCUCUUCUGUGACUUUUCAUAAUGGUUCUGCUGACAACCUGUCAAAACCGAAUGGUGCUAAUAUGACCUCUGGGUUACACUCUGAUCUGAAGCCUGCAUUUAAAAGAACUAUAAUGGCUUCAGAGCCUCAAAGGACUAUAAUAGCUGCAAUUCCUAAGGACUGCUCUGAAAACAGACCCAAGACUCCUCCAGACGACAUGUCGGUUCCACUAAAGAAGAUCAAGCUGAAGGAGCCGUGGAUGUGGAUCACUGAACAGGCCACCACACAGCUGAGGGAUGAAGACGAGGUCUGCGAAGACCCGCUGUCCACGCUGGCAGCCGUGGUGUGUCUCUCUGUCACAGAGAGGAAGGGAUUGGAGGAGGAACUAUUCUGCUCGCGUUCUUCCAUUCUUUGCUCCAUCAAAACAGAGCCACCAGAUAUGCACUUAGUCAAAAAGGAGCCAGAGGACUGGAAGAAUGACUUGUGUCCGACAAGCACUCCUGUUAGCCUGCAAGGGACACCCCCGCCUGUGAAAAGUGAACCUCCUGCAAGUGACUUGCUACCAAGUGUGCAGUCUUUGGCAGAGAGGGAAAAUCUUAGUUUUGAUCAGGCUAUUGCUAUUGAGGCCUUGACUCAACUGGCAGCUAUACCUGAAAACACCCCAAGGUCCAUUAAAACUGAAAGUGAGUGUGAAAGUCCCAUUUCUACUGUUGCCCCAUUUUCAACCUCCAGUACAAAUGCAACCCCGCAAGAAGCCAAACCCACUGGGGCUAUCCACUACAACAAAGUGUCUGUCAUAAGCUCACCACUACACCAGACGUCAGUCAUCCGCCCUCCUGUGGUAAGACAGGGGAAUGUCAUCCAGUGCUCUCGGGGGACAAACUCCAGCACAAAGCUGUCUCUGCAAGAUCUACUAGAGGCCAGUUCAGACAGUGAUAGAGCUCCCUGCGGGAGGACAGAACAGGGCUUUGGUUGUCAGGUCAUCAAGUCCGAAUGCAGCUUUAAAGACCCCAGGGACAUGAAGUUCAGUAAAGAUCAUGAGCGGCUGUUCGGGGAGGUCAGAGACGGGGUUGGUAAAGUAAGGAGAAACAGAGAUGAGGAGGAGGUGGCAGCCCAGCUGGCAGAUCUGGCCUUCAUCAUCCAGUCCCGACACAGCCACCCUCCAAAAGGAACACCUGUGUCGGCCAUCAAGUACAACUACAACUCCCAGCUGCCCCCCAGUCAGAAAAAGACCCCCUUAAAAAAACCAAGAGCUACACCGCCCAAACCCAGAAAGAAGAAAAGUGAUGGACAAAAUGAGGGAAGCAGCCGCAGGACCCCCCUCUCAAAACGCAUGCCAAAUGGAGAGACGCCCAACAGGGGCAGAGGCCAGAAGAUUCUCCCUCAGGGGAAAUCAGGCCUUCUCCAUAAGAGAAACCUGUUUCUGCCUCAGGCUCAAAUUGACCUGAAGAGAUACUUAGCUGAGACUCUGGAGGAAAGGAGGCAGCUCAUCCAUCAUGCUAACACACACUAUACAGCCGUCGUAGGGCCACAGACUCAGAGCUACAGCAAUCUCGCAAGGAUCAGCCACAAUUGUGUUCAAGAAAACCAGCCAUGGGGCCUCUCAAAUGGUUCGCUCCAUCAACACAAUCCACGCAAUGGCCAUGCUGCAGGACCGGAGCAGGAGUAUGAAAGGCAUUUGUUAUCUCAGGUAGCGCAGCCCUGUGGUGGGCUGCAGCACGGUGCUCAUCCUAACGCCAGCCCAGCCAAUACCGCUUGCCUCAGCCACGCCGCUGGGCACCCUGGUCUGGUUAACGGCUUCUCAGGGGGGCAGCAUUCCCCUCCUCCAAGUCAACAGAGCUACUACAAGCUGGAGAGGUCAGGACCCGUCACUGUCCUGUCCACGGCUGCUGAUGGAGAUCUGGGCCACUCUGCAGAGUCGACCCCAUCCAAGAACAGCAUCAACAGCUUCCUGGAGUCUCCAGUGAGUUUUCUGGAUACCCCUACCAAGAACUUGCUCAAUACACCUUCCAAAAAACUGUCUGACCUUCCGUCGUGUCAAUGCAUGGACCAAAUCAUUGAAAAGGAGGAAGGCCCUUACUAUACUCACCUUGGGGCAGGACCUAGUGUUGCUGCAGUGAGGGAACUGAUGGAGAACAGGUACGGUGCCAAAGGAAAUGCAGUCAGGGUGGAAGUUGUUGUUUAUACUGGGAAAGAAGGAAAGAGCUCCCAGGGGUGUCCAAUAGCUAAAUGGGUGAUCCGGCGCGGCAGCGAAGAGGAGAAGCUGCUGUGUUUGGUCCGCCAGAGGCCAGGGCACUUCUGCGAGUCUGCCGUGUUGGUGAUCCUUAUCCUGGCUUGGGAGGGAGUCCCUCGGCCCGUGGCAGACCAUCUCUACCGGGACCUCACAGAGACACUUUUUAAACACGGCUCCCCCACCAGCCGCCGCUGUGCCCUCAAUGAAGAUCGCACAUGUGCAUGCCAGGGUCUGGACCCAGACACAUGUGGAGCUUCGUUUUCCUUUGGCUGCUCCUGGAGUAUGUAUUUCAAUGGCUGUAAGUUUGCGCGCAGUAAAGUGCCCCGCAAGUUUCGGCUGCUUGGAGACUCCCAGGAGGAGGAGGAGAAAAUACAGAGCAACCUACAGAGUCUCGCCACUGACCUCGCACCACUCUACAAAAGACUGGCUCCAGAGGCCUUCCAAAACCAGGUGGAACAUGAGGAGGCAGGGGACGGGUGCCGGCUGGGAAUAAGGAAUGGACGUCCGUUUUCUGGGGUCACUGCCUGUGUGGAUUUCUGUGCUCACGCUCACAAGGACACUCACAACAUGAAUAACGGCAGCACUGUGGUUUGCACAUUAACCAAGGAAGAUAAUCGUGCUGUGCGUAACGUACCAGAAGACGAGCAGCUCCAUGUUCUGCCACUUUACAAGAUCUCUGAAAGGGACGAGUUUGGUCAGGUUGAGGGCCAGUGGGCCAAAAUCAGAACUGGUGCUCUGCAAGUUCUUUCUUCCUUUCCCCGAGAGGUGCGUCUACUGGCUGAACCAGUGAAAUCAGCCCGUAAGAUUAGGCAAGAAGCUCGUAUGAAGGCUCAAGCUGAGAAACUGAACAAGAAGCUCGGGCUGACUCCUCUCACUCCUGGGAAAGUCAAAAGCGAAACCCCCAAACAAGAGCCACCGGGCUACUACGGCUCGUACAGACUUCCACCCAGACCUGCCAGUGUUGGAAGGUAUCUACCUGAGAGGAACCAGCACAGCACUUACAACCAGAGCACCAGCAACUACCCCACUUCAGGGGCAGGGGACACCCCACAGAGGGAGGUUAUCUACCCCGACCACCCCAGCCGGCCUGGCCUCCAGUUCGGACAGAAUGGCUCAGCUCUCAGUAAUAAGACAAUGAGUGAGAGCGUGAAUGGUUACUCUCCGACAUCGGGUGAACGGAGUGUUCAGCCAGAGCUUAUACCUCCACAUAAUGCCCUUAGUGACUAUCCCUCUACUUUUAAAACUGAGCCCAACGAGGUGCACUGCUCUCCUCUGCGCAGACCCUCCCCCUGUGGGAGUGCUCCUCCUUCCUCCUCAUUCUCUCCGACACCUACCUCUGAGGGCCUCUUCAGCAGGCUCAACGGACUCCACAGGGCUGCAGGAGAUGUCGCGGCAGAGGUCAGGGGUCAUGGCCUCCCUCCGCUCUCAUCUCUUCCCCUCCCCCUACAAGCUCCCCAACAUGAACACGAGGAAAUUAAACAGGAGGAGGUGUGGUCAGACAGCGAGCACAACUUCAUGGACCACGACAUAGGCGGAGUCGCUGUGGCACCGUCACACGGCUCCAUCCUGAUAGAGUGUGCCCGGCGGGAGCUCCACGCCACCACCCCCAUCCUCAGGCCAAACCGCAGCCACCCCACCCGCAUCUCCCUCGUAUUCUACCAGCACAAGUCUCUAAAUGAGCCCGGCCACGGGAUGGCUAUGUGGGAUGCCAAAAUGGCCAAGAGGGAGCGGGAGAGGGAGGAGGAGGCCGAGAGAUUAAGGAUGGAGGAAAGCCUUGGCAGCGCGGGGAAGAACGGCACAGGUGGAGGUGUGGAGCUGGAGGAGGAGACAGGGAGGGAGGCAGAGGAGAAAAGGAGGAUCGUAAAUGUCCCAACACGCCAAGCAUGGACUCUCCCGAGGGAUGGUGUCAUCACCAUGGCCCCGUAUGCUCUUACUCAAGUGACAGGCCCCUACAAUCGCUGGACUUAGUCGAAAUUUUUAAACACGCACACACACACACACACACACACACACACACACACAACUCCUACACCCUACGCUUCUGCCUUACCUCAACCAACUUUAAAAUGCUACUCUCAUUUUUACGUCGUUUUCAUUGUGCUUUUCUAAUCCCUUUGUUCACUUUGUCCUUCUUCUUCUUCUUCUUGGCCUUCGAAGUGAUGAAGAAGACCAAAGUUUGUUGGCUUUUUAACUGUGAGUUUCGGUGUUGGUUUUUAUUAUAAAGAUAUGGUGCUUUGAAGCAUUUUAAAGGCGUUUUUAAACUGGUUUUGUAUACACGACUAAGAACAAAAAAGAUGUGAUUAUUUAUUGUGAUCAUAACAAUUUCUAUUUAAUUCCUGGUGCAAGCCUGUUUACUGCAAGAAUUCUAUGAUAACCUGCAUUAUGUGUUGACACUCGGAUCGUUUGAUUUACAGUACGACUACGCUCUUUAUUUCAGCCAAUAGUUCCCUUUUCACAAGUUGAAUCUUGUUGGCUUUGACAUUGGUGCCAUUUUCACUGUAACAUUGGUUAGGCAUACGCAUUACACCACAGAAAACAAGACUAAUAUUGUGCAUAUAUUUACGACAGAUUGACACAUGUAGCAUUGUGCUUUUCUUUCUGCUGCUGCUGACUUCUGCUGGCAGUGGAUGAAAGGAAAGUUCUUGUUUGGUUUGUUGUUUUGUUUGUUUUCUCUAUGUCUGAAUGGUUUGUCUUUAAUUCACAGAUAUGUAUGGCAUAUUAAGAAGCACUUUUUUAUUUUCCUAAACUUAACUUGAAAAAGGUCCCAAACCGUAGGCCUGCAUAUGUAUGUACAGAUAGAGAUAUAUAUGACAGCUAAGCAUGAACCCUGUUUUAUUUUUACAGUUAGGAAAUUCUAAACUUAGCAGAAUGAGGAAUCAAAAAAUGCCGCAACAGUGGAGUGCUUAUCAUUAUUGGCACUUAACUUAUGUCAAACUUCUGGAAAAGGAAUUCAAAAGUCUUGAAUCAUGUGUGAUAAUAGGAUUUCAAAAACUUACUGUACAUUUUAAAGGUGCUAACGAGUCCUUCAUCUUCUCUUCAAAUCACCAAGUGUCAGACAUAUUAACAAAAUAUUCUAUCUAUUUCUAUGUUUGCUUCCUCUCUGCUUUUGUUGGAAAACCACUCAAAUAUCAGAUCCAACACGGACACUUGCCUAAGACAAUUUCGGGUGCUCGACCCUUGUGAAGACUUUGUUUACAGAUAGCUUUUUUACAGGGUCUGAAUAGGGGGGUUGUUGUCAACUCCUGGUGAAUCAGGUUUUUUUUACCCAUGAAAGAGAAGCUUUUCAUCAGUGAAAUUCCAGCAAAACCGAUAUACUGAUAUUCAGACUAACACUGGUGGUAUAACAUUUCCUAUGAGAAAUUGUAGGUCUUUUACACACUUUGACUUCAUUUUGGUGCUUAGAAGACAAGAUGUCAUGGUGCAUGCCUUUGACGUAACCUGGUUUUAUAUUCUCAACAGUGUUGGCAUGGUGCUUUUUUAAAUCUCAGCACACACUGAUCUGAUAUAUGAUUCAAUACAAAGGGUAGAUUCGUAAUUUCUCUGGAGGAUUACUGGCGAACAUAAUAAAGAUUGGGGGGUGGUAUCUCACCAUUAAUCAACAUGCUUUUCAUGGAUCAGUAAAAAGGCAAAUUAUUGUCACAGAUUAGCGUCUAUAGCUCAUAUGUCUUCCACAGGUAAUACCAACCCUCCAGCAAUUAUCAAAACUCUCAACAUACACACAAACUGAGAUGAAUGUAAACAGUUUUUAAAUCAGUUUAUUUAGAAGGAGUAUUUUUGCAUAUCACAUGGCAAAGUUACAGUUUUAAAUGUUUUACUGUGGGACAUUCUCAGUCCACAUUCAAAGUAUUUGUAUCAGCAAGGAACUAACAACUAGCACCAGCAUUCAGAAAUCUGAAGAAAAAAAAGAGAAAAAAAACUUAAGUAGAAAAUGUGUAAAUAUUUAGGAGAACCAUAUUGUUUUUACUGUACUGUUAAUGGUGUUUAGACAAUGGAUGAUCUUGCUUAUUUUGAAACUGAAAUACUGUAUGUUACUGAAAGGGUAUCCAGUUUAGACUUGAGAAGAGACUAAAUUUAGCAUUCCUUCUAUGGAUGGCUGAUCUCUUUCGGGAUUGUGAAAUAAAGUCAUAUUUAUAUUUUGGACCUGA
This is a messenger RNA of Scophthalmus maximus (turbot), 9716 nucleotides long. RefSeq names its product tet methylcytosine dioxygenase 1 (gene tet1). Gene Ontology annotation, cellular component: nucleus. The transcript is spliced from 12 exons. Gene Ontology annotation, molecular function: DNA 5-methylcytosine dioxygenase activity; DNA binding; zinc ion binding. The record is from RefSeq and is a predicted model, not a curated record. Lineage: Eukaryota; Metazoa; Chordata; Actinopteri; Pleuronectiformes; Scophthalmidae. Gene Ontology annotation, biological process: positive regulation of transcription by RNA polymerase II; oxidative demethylation. Bases 1024 to 7539 code for a protein of 2171 amino acids.